Molecule: messenger RNA, 2439 nt
Organism: Physella acuta
Lineage: Eukaryota; Metazoa; Mollusca; Gastropoda; Physidae
Product: CCR4-NOT transcription complex subunit 10
Biological process (GO): negative regulation of translation; mRNA catabolic process
Cellular component (GO): CCR4-NOT complex
Molecular function (GO): protein binding
Source: RefSeq, a predicted model, not a curated record
AUUUCCGGUGUCAUGUCUGCUUCCUAGUUAAGUAAUUUGACUAAAGGAUUAAAAACUUGUUCAUUCAAAAUUAUAAGAACUUUUCAUUAUUUAUUACAAAGAUUUCCAUUCCUGCACAUUAGAAGAUUUGUUUUUACGUUAUUACAUCAAAGCUUUAUUUUGCAAGCUUUGAGUUUUAAGAAUUGAGCAUUAGAGUAAACAGUUUUUAAUUUGGUACUCUUAAAAAUGUCAUCUGUUGACGCUGAUCGAGCAUCUGAUGAUGCACCGCCACAGAUUCCUGUUACAGAACAGCAGCGAGAACUGGCUGCACAGGCCAUGGGUGAAUUUGAAAGGGGGCACUACUCUAAUUGCACGAAAACAAUGGGCUCUUUGGCAGACGCCAGACCUACAGAUGUGAAGGUUGUUUUGAAUCGCUCUGUUGCGCUAUUUUAUCAAAGCCAGUGUAAAGCCGUUGAUGAGUUCAGGCACAACAUUCAAACUGUGUUUAACAUGGCCAGAAUUUCUCCAGAUCUCAGUGAGAAAAGCAACCUUGAUGACGCAGACUAUGCAGUGGUUUAUUACAACAAGGCAGUUGUUCUCUACCAUGAGAAGCAACACAGAGCAGCAUUGUCCAUUCUAGAAAAGCUCUUCAAAUACAUUGAGCCAAUUGACGAGGCACUUGCACAGAAGGUUAUGUUGUUGUUGACUGAGUUAUACCUGACUGUGCAUCAGCCCUAUGAUGCAAUGCGUAUGGUGCUGAAUAUAGAAAAAUUCCUUAGUGGGAAAAGUCAGUCAUCUCAGGACAAGGACAAGAAUGAUUCUAACAAUGCAGCAGCACAGGAAGCAAUGAAAGCCAAGCUUAUCCUUUACAAGGUGCGCUGCAAUCUGAUGGCAAAGCACAUGAAGAACAAAAAAGAUUAUAAGGCACUGCAAGGAAAUAGUGUACCAGUGAACUAUGCAAAAGCUUAUUAUGAUUAUUUGCGAGGCAGUUAUAAAAAGGCAGCAAAAAUGUUGGGGAAUCCGCCUAGAGUUGAUAUAUCUCCAUCAACUGGAGAGUGUCUAGCUGUGAUGUACUCCAACAAUUUGGCCCUCAUCAACAUGUGUCUGAGGAAGCCAAACAUCGCCAUCUGCCACAUCCGCGAUGCUCUCAAGCAUAAUGAAAAAGUCAUGAAAGAUGCUGUGCCAAAUGAUAAAGCCAGACCGCCCCUACAGCUGAGCUACGUCAGCCAACACUAUGUCCUCUUCUACAACCUGGGGGUGCUACAGCUUCACAGCAAGAGACCCAGCCUGGCCUUUGAGUGUUUUGUUGAUUGUGUGCAGGUCUAUCACCGGAACCCCAGACUGUGGCUUAGGUUGGCAGAAUGUUGUAUCAUGCACCAUCGUGAGAACAAUGAUGUAGACAGAGAACACAAGCACAAACUAGAGGUGAUCCAGGCUUCAGUGGGAUCAGGCUUUCAUCACAAGCUUAUACUAGGUCAAGGUGUGCAGAAAGACAGGAAAAUAAGCACAUCAGGUGGGGUGUUCCCAAACUUAAAUUUAGGCUUCGCUGCCUUUUGUCUGAAGAAUGCUCUGGCACUUUUACCACCUGACCCCCUGGAUGUGAAGCCACCCCCACAAGAUGAGCAGGCAGAAUCUGGGCCCCCACCUACAGACCCAGUACUAGUAUCAGCAGAACCAGGCAACCCGUUGAGAGAAACAGAAGUCGCCAACCUCAGAUGUUCUAUACUGGCAGCCAGCGCUUAUGUGGCCCUGUGUGAAAAUGAAUAUUACAAAGCUCUGGCUCACUCAGUGAAUCUUCUACGGCAGCCAAACUUAACAGCAGCUCAAAGGUAUCUAGGUCACAUGUACAAAGGUGAGGCCCUGGUCAUCCUUGACCGAAUAGCCAACGCUAUAGAUGAGUUAAACCCUGAGAAUGUGACAGACGUGAGCACCACUCUACCAGAGACUCCAGGAGAACAAGAAAAAGACCAAGAGAGUCUGGCAGAAAACAGAGAGGCCAUGUUCAAGUGGAGUCCGCCCAAUGCCGUGGUGGCCAAGGGACUGAUGCAGUACAACCUGGGGGUGGCCUACGCCAUGAGGACAGACUACGAGAAGGCUCUCAAGGCAUUGACAGAGGCAUCUGAAAAAGUGGGCACACCUCUUCCAGUACAGAUGUACUAUCUAAAGCUGUACCUGGAUCUUAAACAAGGUCUAAAGAAAGGGGCUCUAAAUCUUAUCAAUGAAAACUUUGGCUACAUCUCAAGAAAUUAAUUCAUCCUUCACAUCAUCUAGAACAGUUUCACUGCAAAAGUUCAAAGUUCCUGCAAAUCCCAUGGGCUACAUUAUGUGAUAUAAGCAACAGACAUUUUUUAAUUUGACACCCUACUUAGUGUUGAUAGAUAAUACUUUUAAUUUGUUUGUUUUUCUCCAUUCUAACACAUUUUCAUUUAGCUAAUUGUGUAAUAAACAUGUUGAAACUUG